Salvia miltiorrhiza (redroot sage) is the source of this 1733-nucleotide messenger RNA. RefSeq names its product malonyl-coenzyme:anthocyanin 5-O-glucoside-6'''-O-malonyltransferase-like. The transcript is spliced from 2 exons. The record is from RefSeq and is a predicted model, not a curated record. Lineage: Eukaryota; Viridiplantae; Streptophyta; Magnoliopsida; Lamiales; Lamiaceae. Bases 220 to 1593 code for a protein of 457 amino acids.
UCUUGACGAUUUAAAGCCAAGAUAAUAAUAUUUUAAUAAUAAUAAUAUAUAUGGGGUCGGCCCAUUUAAACUUCUACCUAUAUCUAUACAUUAAUAAAUUCAAAUCUACAAUUUAUGUACAAUAAUAUAUAAAUAGACGCACACAGCAGCAGCAAAUGAAGACUAAGCCCAAUAAUUUCACCACUUUCUUCACUAAAAGCUAAGAAGUCCACAACCGCCAUGACGACCACCGUGCUUGAGACCUGCGGCAUCCCUCCUCCGCCGGGCGCCGCCGCCGAGCUGACGGUUCCGCUCUGCUUCUUCGACAUAAUCUGGCUCCAUUUCCACCCGAUCCGCCGCCUCAUCUUCUACGACCACCCAUGCUCCGAGGCAGAGUUCUCCAACACCGUCGUUCCAAACCUCAAACACUCUCUCUCUCUAACCCUCAAACACUAUCUCCCCGUCGCCGCGAAUCUCCUCUACCCUCUCGACGCCGAGAAAUCGCAGCCCGUCAUCCGCUACGUCUCCGGCGACACCGUCCCGCUCACCGUGGCCGUCUCCGGCCGCGACUUCGACGAGCUCGUCGCAAGCCACGCCAGAGAAUCCGAUCAGUUCUACGACUUCCUGCCGGCGAUGCCGCCGUUCACGGAGGAGGAAAAUUACAAAAUUGCCCCUCUCAUCGCCCUUCAGGUCACGCUCUUCCCCGGCCGUGGGAUUUGCAUCGGCUUGAGCAACCACCACUGCCUCGGCGACGCAAGAUCGGUCGUCGGAUUCAUGUGGGCGUGGGCCGAGAUCAGCCGGAGCGGCGGCGACGAGGAGCAGUUUCUAGUAAGAAACGGCGCGUCGUUGCCGUUAAUUUUCGACAGGUCCGUUUACGGAGACCGCAGCAGCGCUAACGAGAAGUACUGGAACGUGAUGAGGAAUAUUCCGUUUGUGCCGUCGACUCUUCCGUUACCGACGAACAGGGUUAGGGCCGCAUUCACACUCCAUCAAUCCGACAUCAAAAGGUUAAAAAAUCUGGUUUUGUCAAACAAUCCCGAUUUAGGUUACAUCUCCUCCUUCGUCGUCACGGCGGCACUCACCUGGAGCUGCGUGGUGAAAUCCGCCGCCGCCGCCGGGGAGGAAUUUGAUCGGGAUCGGACGGAGAUCUUCUUUUUUCCGGCCGACGGUAGGGGGCGGCCAAAUGCGAUAACCGACCAGCCGGUGCCGGUGAAUUACUUCGGGAAUUGCUUGGGCGGCGGGAUGGUGAAGAUGGAGCAUAGCAAGGUCGGAUUUGUGGCGGCGGCGGAGGCGAUUGUCGAUCAAAUCAAAACGCAAGUGAACAACAAAGAGAAUUUUCUGAAAGGAUCGGAAAAUUGGUUGUCGGAUAUGUCGAAUUUUGGGAAGAUGAGCACGUUUGGGGUUUCUGGCUCGCCGAAAUUCGAUUUGUUGAAUGCGGAUUUUGGGUGGGGGAAGGGGAGGAGAUUGGAGGUUUUAUCGAUGGAUAAAGAGAAGUAUUCGAUGUCGUUGUGUAAUUCGUCGGAAUCCGACGGCGGAUUGGUCGUCGGAGUGUCGCUGCCGGCGGAGAGAAUGGAGGCUUUUGCAGCUAUAUUUGCAGAAGGCCUUAAAUUUUGAAAAUUAUGAAUGAGUCUUUGUUGUAUGAUUUUUUUGAACACUUUUGUUGCUUCCAAAUUAAGAACUUAUACAUGAUUUGUAUAAAAAAAAAAUCAACAAAAAUUUUGGAGAUGUGAAGCAGCUUGGCUUUAGAAUUUCAA